Messenger RNA from Mycena citricolor, 1657 nucleotides. Lineage: Eukaryota; Fungi; Basidiomycota; Agaricomycetes; Agaricales; Mycenaceae. The record is from the annotation of a GenBank genome assembly.
UUGUAUCUAGACAAUGGCAUGGCAACUGAAACAACCGAGUUUCAUUGAUGGUGUGCAGUAAGACUGCGCUGAUAGAAAACACGACCAAUGAGAUCAAGAGACAUCAAUGGGGCCGAGUUGAACCGAUGCAGGGAUUGGGAUCAUUGUGAUGGGUCCGAUUGGCGACUUGGUUAGUUUGUCACGAGGAGCAUUGUUCCCUCCUUCGCCAACUUGCUACCCAGCGACACUCGGAACCGGACUCAGUCAGUUUGUAUUGAGCACAUGGCUCGCAUGAGUCGGGGCGUCGACGGGCCGUGGAUCUAAGCUUUCAUUCUCGCACCGAGACGCAAUCCGGUAUAAAGGAGGGCGGACGCAAAUUCAGGAAUCAUUAUCACCCAUUCCUCUUUCCUUGCUUCCUCCCCAUCGCACUCAACAUGCCUUCUAUCACCACUUUCCUUCAACUGUCCGCCCUCGUCGGCGCUGCGCUCGCUCUGCCGAGCAACAUGACCAUCAUCGAGAACGGCAAGCGCGCAACCUGCACGGUCAACAGCGUUGCCAGCUCGAAGAGCUUGAGCGGAUGCACCAACGUUGUCAUUCAGGGCUUCACGGUGCCUGCGGGCAACACGAUCACGAUUGCUGCCGCAAAGGGCGCGACCGUCACAAUGACCGGCGACGUCAUUUUCGCAAAGACGACCACUGCUGGUCCUCUCUUUACCUUGAACACCCCCGCGAUCAACUUCGUCGGAGGAAACCACAAGAUCGACGGCAACGGUGCCUCCUACUGGGAUGGCCAAGGAACGAACGGCGGUUCCUUCAAGCCCCACCCCUUCAUCAAGGUCAAGGGCUACGGCACCUUCAAGCAGUUCACCGUCCUGAACUCGCCGGCUCAGGCCAUUUCCGUCGGAACCACCGGCGGUGCAUCGACCAUCUCCCAAGUCACCGUCGACAAUUCGCUCGGCGACUCCAAGGGCGGCCACAACACUGAUGGAUUCGACGUGAGCGCCGACGACGUCACGAUCUCGUCGUGCACGGUCAAGAACCAGGACGACUGUCUGGCACUCAACUCGGGAAACAACAUCAUCUUCGAGGACAACACCUGCGCCAACGGCCACGGCAUCUCCAUCGGCUCGAUCGCCACGGGCAAGAGCGUGACGAACUUCCAGGCGCUCCGCAACACCGUCACCAACAGCUUGUACGGGAUCCGCAUCAAGGUUCAAGCUUCUGCCACGAAUGCCAAGGUUUCGAAUGUCCUCUACUCUGGCAACAAGCUCUCCGGGAUCACUUCAUACGGUGUGCUGAUUACCCAGAGCUACCCCGCCAACAACGGCACGCCUGGAACUGGUGGACCCAUCUCUGGCGUCAGCUUCUCCGGCUCCCCUACCACUGUCUCUGGGACCAGCAACGCAUACGGCCUGGUCGUUGACUGCGGUGCUUGCACUGGCACGUGGGACUUCUCUGGCCUCGACAUCACCUCCGCCGGCAAGGGCCACUCGAUCGCCAUGGACAAGGCCAAGAUCUCUGGCGGCACCUACUAAUCGCUUCGUUCUAUUCCUCACCAGAGGGAAGAGAUGCCCCGAACGAUUCGCCUCCCUCUGAGACUUAGCAAUCUGCAUUCAUUAGCUGUAUCUUCAGAAUUCUUCUAGCGUACUUUUCCAAACCUAAUACAUCUGUAUCGUUC